Molecule: messenger RNA, 4080 nt
Organism: Aspergillus clavatus NRRL 1
Lineage: Eukaryota; Fungi; Ascomycota; Eurotiomycetes; Eurotiales; Aspergillaceae
Product: putative xanthine dehydrogenase HxA
Exons: 4
Coding region: 1-4080 (1359 amino acids)
Molecular function (GO): iron ion binding; 2 iron, 2 sulfur cluster binding; FAD binding
Source: RefSeq, a predicted model, not a curated record
AUGGCUCCCGGUAUCUUAGCAUCCCCAGAUAUCGUCGAGACGCCCUCCAAGGCGGUUUCGCUCGCCCAGCUGACCGAGAAUUGGGACGACACGAUUCGCUUCUACCUCAACGGUACUAAGGUCACACUCGACUCCGUCAACCCGGAGCUCACUUUGUUGGAAUACCUGCGGGGUAUCGGGCUCACAGGGACGAAGCUGGGUUGUGCUGAGGGAGGCUGUGGAGCUUGCACAGUGGUCAUUUCACAUAUCAACCCGACGACUAAGAAGCUCUAUCAUGCAUCUGUCAACGCCUGCCUCGCCCCAGUGAUAAGUGUGGAUGGGAAACAUGUUAUGACUGUCGAGGGGAUCGGCAAUGUGAAGAAGCCUCACGCCAUUCAACAGCGGCUUGCGAUUGGAAAUGGAAGUCAAUGUGGCUUUUGUACGCCUGGAAUUGUCAUGAGCCUCUAUGCCCUCCUGCGCAACAACCCUCAGCCUUCGCAGCAUACGGUCGAGGAAGCAUUCGACGGGAACCUCUGUCGUUGUACAGGAUACCGACCUAUAUUGGAUGCCGCCCAAAGCUUCACACCCGUUACUGGGUGCGGGAAAGCAAGCGCCAAUGGCGGAACGGGCUGCUGUAUGGAGAAACAGAACGGUGGCGGAGGAUGUUGCAAGCAAACAUCGGUCGACGAUACAACGGAGGACAGUUCACUCAAGUUUACGCCCCCUGAAUUCAUCAAAUACAAUCCCGACACCGAGCUGAUCUUUCCCCCGGCUCUCCAAAAACACGACUUUCGACCAGUGGCAUUCGGUAACAAGAAGAAGAAGUGGUACAGGCCGGUCACUCUGCAGCAGCUCUUGGAAAUCAAGAGCGUGCAUCCCACCUCCAAAAUUAUUGGUGGAAGCACGGAGACCCAGAUUGAAGUCAAGUUCAAGGCGAUGAAAUACAACGCUUCCAUCUACGUGGGUGAUAUCCCCGAACUUCGUCAAUACACGCUCAAGGACGAUCAUCUCGAACUUGGUGCCAAUGUCUCCCUUACGGAUCUGGAGACCAUCUGUGAUGAGGCUGUUGAGAAGUACGGUCCUGUGCAGGGGCAGCCGUUCAAAGCAAUUAAAAAACAGCUUCGUUAUUUUGCCGGAAGGCAGAUCAGGAACGUUGCCUCGCCUGCUGGAAACCUGGCUACUGCGUCUCCUAUAUCCGAUUUGAACCCUGUGUUCGUUGCAACGAACACGACCCUUAUUGCGAAAUCACUCAAGGGAGAUACGGAGAUCCCCAUGAGCCAAUUCUUCAAGGGUUAUCGAUCAACUGCUCUCCCAGAGGAUGCUAUAAUUUACAGCCUGCGAAUCCCAAUUGCAUCCAAUCAGGGCGAGUAUAUCCGAGCUUAUAAGCAAUCUAAGAGGAAAGAUGACGAUAUCGCCAUUGUCAAUGCUGCUUUGCGUGUAUCCCUCUCCACUUCCAACGAUGUGACGAGCGCGAACCUUGUUUUUGGUGGCCUGGCCCCUAUGACAGUCUCCGCACGAAAUGCAGAGUCUUUCUUGGUGGGCAAAAAGUUCACGAACCCUGCAACGCUCGAGGGUACCAUGAGUGCCCUAGAGCGCGACUUUGAUCUGAAGUUUGGAGUUCCUGGUGGAAUGGCUACUUACCGAAGGUCGCUUGCCCUGGGUUUCUUCUACCGCUUUUACCAUGAUGUUCUCUCGGGAAUUGAAGUCAAGGAAUCUGAUAUCGAUGAGGGCGUCAUUGCUGAGAUCGAAAGAGCGAUCUCCACCGGACAAAAGGACAACGAGUCCUCUGUGGCAUACCAGCAAAAGAUCUUAGGGAGGGCGAUGCCUCACGUAUCCGCUUUGAAGCAGGCGACUGGAGAGGCUCAGUAUACGGACGACAUUCCUGUGCAGCAGAAUGAGUUAUUCGGUUGCUUGGUUCUCUCGACCAAAGCACAUGCGAAGAUCAUCAGUGUCGAUGCAACUGCUGCACUGGAUAUUCCUGGUGUCUUCGACUAUGUAGACCACAGAGAUCUCCCAGACCCCAAAGCUAACUGGUGGGGUGCUCCGAAGAGGGAUGAGGUGUUCUUUGCAGUGGACGAAGUGACGACUGCAGGCCAGCCCAUUGGCAUAAUACUUGCAAACUCGGCCAAGAUCGCCGAAGAAGGUGCAAGAGCAGUGAAGAUUGAAUAUGAGGAUUUGCCGGCAAUCCUGACGAUGGAAGAAGCAGUUGAGGCGGAGUCAUUCUUUGAGCACUUCCGCUACAUCAAGUGUGGCGAUACUGAGAAAGCUUUCAAAGAGGCAGAUCAUGUCUUUGAGGGAGUCUCACGGAUGGGUGGCCAAGAACAUUUUUACCUUGAGACUCAGGCCUGCGUGGCCAUCCCGAAACCUGAAGAUGGCGAGAUGGAAGUUUGGAGCAGUACCCAAAACCCUACAGAGACGCAAGCCUAUGUUGCUCAGGUUACUGGUGUCGCAGCCAACAAGGUAGUUUCCCGAGUAAAGAGACUUGGCGGUGGUUUCGGAGGCAAGGAGUCCCGAUCAAUUCAACUAGCGGGUAUAUGUGCCACAGCAGCUGCAAAGUCGAAGCGGCCCGUUCGAUGCAUGCUGAAUCGUGACGAGGAUAUCUUGACCUCGGGUCAGCGCCACCCAUUCCUGUGUCAUUGGAAGGUCGGCGUGACCAAGGACGGGAAACUUCUUGCGCUUGAUGCCGAUGUGUAUGCCAACGGUGGCCAUACGCAGGAUCUUUCCGGCGCCGUGGUGGAGCGCAGUCUCUCUCACAUCGACGGAGUAUACAAGAUUCCAAACGUGAAUGUUCGUGGUCGUGUCUGCAAGACAAACACGGUUUCAAACACUGCAUUUCGUGGCUUCGGCGGCCCCCAGGGCCUGUUCUUCGCCGAAUCAUUUAUGUCGGAAAUUGCAGACCAUUUUGAUAUUUCUGUGGAGGAAUUUCGUCUGCAGAAUAUGUAUCAGCCAGGAGAAAUGACUCAUUUCAACCAGGAGCUCAAAGACUGGCACGUCCCCUUGAUGUACAAGCAAGUGCUAGAGGAGAGUUCUUAUGCCGAGCGCCGCAAAGCUGUGGAAGAAUACAAUAAGCAACACAAAUGGUCUAAGCGUGGAAUGGCCAUCGUACCCACCAAGUUCGGUAUCUCGUUCACAGCAUUGUUCCUGAACCAGGCUGGUGCCUUGGUCCACAUUUACCAUGACGGCAGUAUCCUGGUCGCCCAUGGUGGUGUCGAGAUGGGGCAGGGGCUACACACGAAGAUGACAAUGAUUGCGGCAGAAGCACUCGGCGUCUCUCAAUCUGACGUCUUCAUUUCCGAGACAGCAACCAACACCGUCGCCAACACAUCUUCCACCGCCGCCUCCGCCAGUUCAGAUCUCAACGGCUACGCCAUCUUCAACGCCUGCGAGCAACUCAACGAGCGUCUCCGCCCAUACCGCGAGAAAAUGCCGGGUGCCAGCAUGAAGGACCUCGCCCACGCAGCAUACUUCGACCGAGUCAACCUGUCCGCGCAAGGCUUCUACCGUACCCCUGAUAUUGGCUACGUGUGGGGCAAAAACGAGGGCCAGAUGUUCUUCUACUUCACGCAGGGCGUGACAGCCGCCGAAGUCGAAAUCGACACCCUAACCGGCGACUGGACACCUCUCCGCGCCGACAUCAAAAUGGACGUCGGCCGCACAAUCAACCCCUCCAUCGAUUACGGCCAGAUCGAAGGCGCCUUCGUCCAGGGUCAGGGCCUUUUCACCACCGAGGAGAGCCUCUGGCACCGCGCCUCGGGUCAGAUAUUUACCAAGGGACCCGGGAACUACAAGAUCCCCGGCUUCCGAGACAUUCCGCAGGUCUUCAACGUCAGUCUGCUCAAAGACGUCGAGUGGGAGAACCUGCGCACCAUCCAGCGGUCGCGUGGUGUGGGCGAGCCGCCGCUUUUCAUGGGCAGUGCUGUCUUUUUCGCUAUCAGGGACGCCCUCAAGGCGGCGCGCAGACAGUGGAACGUUACUGACGUACUUCGCUUGGAGAGCCCGGCAACGCCGGAGCGGAUCCGUGUUAGCUGUGCUGAUCCUAUCAUUGAGAGGGUCAGGGUUUCUCCCCAGGAGGGGGAGAAGAGUUUCUUUGUGGCUAUCUGA